Messenger RNA from Notodromas monacha, 525 nucleotides. The record is from the annotation of a GenBank genome assembly. NCBI's taxonomy places the organism in Eukaryota, Metazoa, Arthropoda, Ostracoda, Podocopida, Cyprididae.
UUAUGUUUUGUUUUCCUCAGUUGAGUAGAGCACGUUUUAUUGUGUUCUUUUUUUUAUCGUGAUGUUGUGAAUUAUUGUUUUGUGUCAACUUUUGUGUGUGUGAUUGACGGUGCAAAGAUGUCUUCUGACGAGGAUGUGCGAGCCAUUUCGGUUGGCGAAUUGAGCAAAAUCAGGGAGGAAUUGGAGGCAUCCCUUGUGCGGGGCAAGGUCAUCACUGUGAAUUUGCAAGUGCACAGGAAGCUGUGUUUGGUGCACGCCAACUCAUCUGAAAAGUCGAAAAAGGUUCGUCCUCCGUUCGGCAUCGCCUUGGAAACUUUACCUAAAGUUCGAAUUGAAUUGAAAAACGGAGCGGAAGCCUUCGUACCUCGCAUCAUCAACGAUUUGGUCGAAAUCAUCAGGACGAAAUCUACGGACGUGCCUUUAGUUUUUCGGAAAGCGGGUUCAGUCAGCCGUGUUCGCUACCUCGAGUGGUGUGACUGGGCCACACAACUGGGCAUGCCCAUGCAGUGGCCAAAAUCUAAUUGA